This is a messenger RNA of Chiloscyllium plagiosum (whitespotted bambooshark), 2572 nucleotides long. RefSeq names its product tRNA methyltransferase O (gene trmo). NCBI's taxonomy places the organism in Eukaryota, Metazoa, Chordata, Chondrichthyes, Orectolobiformes, Hemiscylliidae. The record is from RefSeq and is a predicted model, not a curated record.
AUUUACAUUUUACAAAUUGCUCCAUAACAUUGUUAUCAAACAGAAUUUGGUACAGAGUCACAUGAGGCAGGAUCAAAAGCAUUGGCAAAUAGAUUUUACCAGAAGGAAAGUGAAGGAGGAACUAUUUAGGGAGAGAAUUGCAGAUCUUGAAGCCAAAGCAGAACAGCCACCCAUAUUGGGGUGAUUAACAUUGGGAAGAUGUGAGAAUUGGAGAAACACAGAAUUUCACAAGGUUAUAGGUUGUUGCAGAGGUAAGAAAUGAGUGAGGGUGACCAGGUUUUUGAAGAGAUUUUUAAAGAGAAUUUUAGAAUUGAAAUGUUGCAGUCUGGUAACAACAGUAGAUCAGCAAUCACAGGCGUGAUGAGUGAAUGGAAUUUGGCGCAACUUAGGUUACAGGGAGCAGGAUUUUGGGUGAGUGAAAGAGCAUUGUUAUAGUCGGGUGUUCCCUCUGGAUCUGACAAUUGUGUUUCACGGCUGUAGGUUAAAAAAUCCUUUUGUCUCAAUCAUUUGUUUUACCUAAGGUAACUCCAGAGGUCACGGAACUAUGCCAAGCCACUAGGCAGCAGUGCUCAAUUGCUGUUCUCCAAACACUGCUAUUGCUUCUCAAACAAAUUAAACACCAACUACAUCAUUGAGCUAAGCAGUUUGCAGGAACAGUAGACCCCAUCGCUCUGACAGACAUUUUAAGUUGAUUGCUCAAUUUCCUUUUUUUUUGUUACAGUGGCAUCCUUUUCGACAGGUGGAAUUUCUUAGGUCUCACCGAUAUUUGACUGAAGACUUGUCAUCACUGAUCCACACUGAAGAGAGGUACAGGGUACAGCUGUUGCCCUGGUAACGGGAUGGCUUCCCGACCCGUGGCGCACGCGCAGCCGAGGUCACGUGGCGACUCCAUGUGGGCCCUUGUGGUGAUCACGUGGCCCGUCUGCCGGCUGGAAGAUGGAGGACAAUACGCAGUAUCAGGCCGCAUGCUCGGAGGGUGAAUGGUUACAGUGCCAGGUUCGAGCAUUGAGGGCUGAGCUCCGCAACCUAAGGCAACAAGUCACAAAAGCUGGCCAUGUCCAUAAGAAAUCUAUUGAGGACCUGUAUUCCUUUCUGAAUGUCUUGAAAAAGGACUCCAACCAGGAUUGUUUACCUAUCAAACAUCGAGAUGAUAGCGUACCCCUCUCUUUGGAGAAAGGAAACAUUCAAACAGUACCCAUUGGAUACAUCGAAUCCUGCUUCACUGCAAAAAAUGGCACCCCACGACAACCAACUAUAUGUAGUUUGUCCCGUGCACGACUUAAAAUUAGCAAGAUAAUUUUCAACAAUGCAGAGCACUCACUCAUGGGCUUGGAUCAGUUUUCACAUGUCUGGAUUAUCUUUGUUUUUCACAAAAAUGGACAUCAGUGUUAUAAAGCUAAAGUCAAACCUCCGAGACUGAAUGGGUUAAAGACUGGAGUCUUUUCUACAAGAAGUCCUCAUCGUCCCAAUGCGAUAGGUUUAACACUGGCAAAGCUGGAUAGGAUUGAAGGUGACACGGUUCAUCUUUCGGGAAUUGACAUGAUACAAGGAACACCAGUACUGGACAUUAAACCAUAUAUUCCAGAUUAUGACGCACCUCGAGGUGAUCCACGACAAAACAAUGGUCAAUUGCAUCAGGAGAUUCUUAUGCCAAAUGAACAGUGUCAAGGUACAGCCAUUCCAAUCACUGGGAUGGUGACUAAAAACUCAGAGAAACCAGCUCAUGUUGAGGUAGCUUCAGGUACAGCAGAGGCAAUUUAUACCAGCUGGGUACAACCUGCUCAGAGAGAUGCACCAUACUCAGUCAAAAAGACAGAUGAUGAUCUUACUGGAGAAGACUGGUGCCCAGUACAAGUAGGAGGUGCAGUUUCAACCUGCACUGUGGAUGAAGUUGCAGAUAAACAGCCGUGUUACACCCCUAAAUUAAAAGCUGAGAAAAUUGAUGUACUUGCUGGAAAGAAGGAUGCUUCUUAUGAAAAUAUACACUUGGUUGUGGAGAAAAUCGAAUGUCAACUUGUCCACAAUGAUGCAAUAAAGCAAGUAACUGCACAAGAUAAAGUUAUUUGUUUAGAUUCUGAGCAGUUAAGUGCUGCAACAGUUCAUCAGAAUAAACAGCAAAAGGAUGUGGAUGCCAUUAAUAUACCUGGGAGCCAGUUGUCUAACAGUGCGAUUGCGACUUGGAUAAAACAGUCACCUGUACCAUCCUUACAGGUUCGGUUCACUCCUCAUGCAGAAUUGGAUCUGGAGCAGUUUCAGGCUCCAGGUGGGACAGAUCCAGACAAAGCAUCACUGAAAUAUUUCCAGUCUGUUAAGGAAGCAAAGUCUGCCAUUGUGGCUGUGCUAUCAGCUGAUCCAAGAUCCAUAUAUCGUAGGAAGCAAUGCCAGGACAUUCUGUUUUACUUCACUGUAGACGUUGCCCACAUCACCGCUUGGUUUGGAGAUGACUUUGCUGAAAUCUUGAGGGUAAAACCAGUGGAAAAGGAUGCCUAGACUGGAACUGUUGGAAUAGGAAUUCCUGAUCAAAACUGCAAACAUUGUUAACAUUGCAUGUUUCCAUAAAACUAAAAACCAA